CCACUCCUCCCUGCUACUAUCUUUCACAGCAAUGGCGGAGCGAUGGUAACAGCAUCAUUUCUCCUAUCUUCCUCAUCCAUUGAUCUCAUCCUCACGUUGAUGUAGCCAGGUGCCCGCAGCGCCAAACCCUUCUAUUUCCUCGUUGGUGACGUCCACCACACACAAACCAUCUUCGAUCCCUAUCUAUCUAUAUAUAUAUCUAUAUACACCUCUGUAUAUAUACGUGUAUACACACAUAUAUAUAUUUAUACACACAUAAUUCAUUCUAUAUUGCCAUUAAUUACUCAACCUGUGGCCUUCACUGCUGAAAGAAGGAACAACGAGAGAAGCAUGUCUCAUCACCACGGAUCCGAGUAGAUCAAUCAACAAUAUACUCCAAGGAAGACGUGGCCACCAAACAACACAAGCGACAUAUCUCCGUCUUUUAACAUCCUCCAACGACACAUUAUAUACACAAAUAUAUAUAUAUAUACCCUCAUUCUACGGACGCACGUUACGGAUAUAAUAUACACACGUCGGGACACUUGGAUUCGAAACCCAAACCUCAAGUUUUGAAUAUUCUCUCAAACUACUUCUUCAACACAUCAUUCUUAUAUACUGUAUAUAUAUUAUAUAUAUAUACCAUACACACACACACACACAUAUCCAGUCAAUCUACGGAUUUACGUUAUAUAUGAUGAUACAUACUCGCCAGGACGCUUGGAUUUGAACCCCAAACCUCACCCUUUGACUAUUGUAACUGUUCAUCCAUCGACACAUUGUUAUCUACCCUAUCAUAUUCUAUGGACACGUUGUGUAUGACUAUAUACACCCGUUGGGACGCCAGGAUUUGAAAUCGAAACCUGAAAUAUUGGACAUUUAAAGAAAGCGUUGAAGGAGGACGAAAUCGUCCCUUAUUAAGGUUUGGGACCCAUUUGAACAGGGUUUUGGUGUGUAAGAUAUACACUUUGUCCCAGGGUGUCCCUUUUUUAGGGGCCAGUUUUACCAAACGGGGCAAAAUGAGUGAUGAAGAUCGUGAUGUCGACAUAGAAAGUGAUGCUGAAAAAAGGGCACACCAUAAUGCUUUAGAAAGAAAACGCAGAGACCAUAUUAAAGAAAGCUUUAACAGUCUACGGGACUCGGUACCAACAUUACAAGUUGAAAAAGUCACCGUCUCUCGGGCCCAGAUCCUGAAGAAGGCGGCAGACUACAUCCAAUUUAUGCGAACGAAAAAUCUUGGCCAUCAGAAAGAUAUUGAAGAUUUGAAAAAACAGAAUACGUAUCUGGAAAAACAAAUACGUGCUCUUGAAAAGGCUAAAAACACAGGUUCAUACACGGCAAUUCAUACAGUGAGGUCCUCGACGCAGGUUUCCGCAUACACCAAUGACUCGGGGUCUGAAAGCGACGGAUUGGACGCCCCAUCGACCCACGGAAGACGGAAAAGGUUGAAGACUGCCAAUUGCAGCAUGUGAAAAACAAAAAACAAACACACACAGACAAAAAAAAAAUGAAAUUUGCAGACUAUUUUUCACGCUCGAAUUUGCAGUUUUGGUGAAAAAAAAAAAAGUAAGAAAGAAGAGCAAAAGAAAAAUGUGAAAACUUCUUAAUUUUUUUUGAAAAAUUUUUUUUUUCCCUUUUAUCAGUUUUUCAGGUUGGUCAGAUGAAAAAUUAUUUUGAAAAACUUGCUGAAGGUGGCCGUGUGUGUCCCCUCCCACGCCAUCUUGCUGGUGAUUGUUGCAGGAGUGCGAGAUGUUUAAGUGUUAUGUGAAAUUUGAACGGAUAGCUACACGUUUCCUAGACGCUUGUUUACACACACAUACAUCCCUACACACCAGGGUUACUAGCUACAUACAUACACAGUAAGUGUUAUGUGAAAUUUGAAUAUGUAGCUACAUAUCUUUCGUAGAUUCUUGUAUAUACACGCAUACAUCCCUACACGCACGACACACCAGGAUUAGUAGCUACAUAUGUUUCCUAGAGGUUGUAUACACACAUACAUCUCUACACACACUUAUACACCAGGGUUACUAGCUACAAUAAGUGUUAUGUGGAAUUUGAAUAUAGCUACGUAUGUUUCCUAGACACUUGUAUACACACAUAUACAUCUUUACAUACACUUAUACACCAGGACUACUAGCUACAUACAUACACAGUAAGUGUUCUGUGAAAUUUGAAUGGAAAGCUACAUGUGUUUCCUAGACGCUUGUAUAUACACGCAUACAUCCCUACACACACUACACACCAGGGUUACUAGCUACAGUAAGUGUUAAGUGAAAUUUGAAUAGAUAGCUACACAUGUUUUGUAGACGCUUGUAUACACGCAUACAUCCCUACGCACACUUAUACAUGAGGAUUACUAGCUACAAUAAGUGUUAUGUGAAAUUUAAAUAGGGAGCUACACACGUUUCCCAGAUUCUUGUAUAUACACGCAUACAUCCCUACACACCAGGGUUACUAGCUACUGUAAGUGUUAUGUGAAAUUUAAAUAGGGAGCUACAUGUUUCCCAGAUUCUUGUAUAUACAUGCAUACAUCCCUAACACAAACUAUGCACCAAGGUUAAAAGCUACAUACAUACACAGUAAGUGUUAUUUGAAAUUUGAAUGGUUAGCUACGUAUGUUUCCUAGAAGCAGGUAUACAUGUGAUUGGAAGUAAUUGUUAAAAAGAAAAA
Molecule: messenger RNA, 2649 nt
Organism: Octopus sinensis (East Asian common octopus)
Lineage: Eukaryota; Metazoa; Mollusca; Cephalopoda; Octopoda; Octopodidae
Product: protein max
Exons: 4
Coding region: 999-1451 (150 amino acids)
Biological process (GO): positive regulation of transcription by RNA polymerase II
Cellular component (GO): RNA polymerase II transcription regulator complex
Molecular function (GO): protein dimerization activity; DNA-binding transcription factor activity
Source: RefSeq, a predicted model, not a curated record